This is a messenger RNA of Mya arenaria, 3561 nucleotides long. RefSeq names its product glutamate receptor ionotropic, NMDA 2B-like. The transcript is spliced from 14 exons. Lineage: Eukaryota; Metazoa; Mollusca; Bivalvia; Myida; Myidae. Gene Ontology annotation, cellular component: plasma membrane; postsynaptic membrane. The coding region runs from base 1 to 3561 and encodes 1186 amino acids. The record is from RefSeq and is a predicted model, not a curated record. Gene Ontology annotation, biological process: monoatomic ion transport; synaptic transmission, glutamatergic; modulation of chemical synaptic transmission. Gene Ontology annotation, molecular function: NMDA glutamate receptor activity; transmitter-gated monoatomic ion channel activity involved in regulation of postsynaptic membrane potential.
AUGGCUGUGACAUCAUUGUCAAUUGACGAGCAGAUGAACGUUACUUUGGUGAAUGCAACGGAUAAUUUAUUUUCAAGUCUCAAGCUGUUGAACGAAACAGGAGACACCUACAAAAUAACCACGUGGAUAGGAAUUGGUGGAGACCACGUGAAUAACGCAGUCUCGUGCGUCGCGCGUGCUCGCAACACACCAGGGUUGAUAUACACCACUUCACAUCGAAGAAAAACGAUUUACUCAGAAGACAUGCUGCUGUUGCAUCCAGAUCGGGAGGGUCUUGCAAGCGCCGUUGUAUCACUGAUCGGGAUACGAGUCGUCGGGAACGCUUUUCUCUUGUAUGAAGAUAUCUACUCGGGGGAUGGCUUCUUGGAAGUGUUCAGCAGGGACCAGUACGGUAACAUGGAGAACAAGAACCGACUGGCGGCAGUGCGGCGGGGACAGACGGACGUGGAUCUUAGGCUGCAGCUGCUCAUUAUUCACGACGCCGGCUUCCGGAUUCUUAUUGUGCAUACAUCUCAUGCCAUGUUCCAGAGGAUUGCCACUGCGGCCUCCGGUCUACCCAAUUUUGACAAAGGAAUCGCAUGGCUGCUGACCGAGGCGGCUUUGCUUCCUUCCGCCAUGUCGACCGUGACCCGCGAGCACCGCGGCUCAAUUCCGACAGGUCUGCUCGCCGUAGAUGGGUUUGAGGAGGAUAUGUAUGCGGAAAUAAUCGGACUUGCUGUAAAAAGUGUUAGAAAUGCUACAAUGGUGUUGUUAGAGGAGUCACAGAGCUUCGGUUUGAACAAGACCUUCCUAGCAUCUAACCUUCAGUCAUUAUUGCCAUCCAGAUCCGACAUCAGGAGUGGUUUAAAAAGGAAUAUGUUAUCCAACAAAGAUCUGUUUGACGGAAACGGGCGCAGAAAAAAUAUGAGGUAUCGUCUGCUGAAUAACAUGGGUUCAAUUGGUAACCAUGACUCCAGUGCUCUACAUAAUUUCUCAUCCGGGUCCUUUUGGGAAACUGUAGGAUUUAUAACAGGCGAUGACCAUGACCUUGACGCCGUGGUUUUGCCCGGGUACACGCUAAUUGGACCAUCUGAACAAGCACGAGAGUUUUUCACGGUGGUUACUCGUCCAGCCGAACCUUUUAUCUACAUCCGGGGACCUGUGAAAUCACGUGCUUCAUGUUCCACAGGAAAUGCUUGUAUAGAAGUGUUUACCAACGAUCCCUUAGCUAUUGAUGCGGCUUUGCAGAUGUUUAAAAGUGGUAUUAGUCCGGUGAAUAAUAAUUACGAGAUCUUCUGCUGCGAAGGAAUUGUCGUGGACAUUUUGCAUUCAUUAUCUGUAGAGGUGAAAUUCGAUUUUCUCAUGUAUUUCAAGAAUGAUUCCAUGUAUGGACGUAAUGUGAACGGGUCAUGGAACGGCAUUAUUGGCGACGUUGUAAAUGACGUUGCUGACAUCAUGGCUGGUGCAAUAACCAUGACGUCAGAGAGACUGCAGGCCGUGGAUUUUACGGAAUCAUUUUAUUUCUCGUCUUACAAAAUGGUCACCAACACCGAAGAAAACGUAACCCCGCUAUUUGCGUUUAUAAGUCCUUUUCAUCCAAUGGUGUGGAUAACGAUCAUCGCCAGUGCUAUAUCGGUUGCCAUAGCAACGUCUUUGUUCGAGUGGAACAGUCCAUUUGGUCUUAAUCCAUGGGGUAAAAAGCGGGAAAAGAAUUACACACUUGGUUCAGCCCUCACAAUGGUUUUCUUAAUGUGGUUCGGCCGCAUGUUGCUCACCAAGUCUCCAAAGAGCUGGCCGUCCAAGUGGCUUCAGAACUUUUGGGCUGGAACGGCGCUUAUUCUUCUGGCCGGCUACACGGCCAAACUGGCCGCCUUCCUCGCUGGUAGCGCUUACGUGGAUCAUUACUUUAGUAUACUUGACAGCAAGUUACUUAACCAGCGUGUAGGGGUGGUACCCACCAGCGCUGUGGAGGAGUAUGUGAAAGUCGUCAACGCGGAUCUGGGUACGAAAUUAAGGAAGCACCACGUCCUGGAUCUGCAGGAGGCCUUCCGGAAACUCAGGAAUGGUCAACUUGACAUGUAUUUGGACGACACUCCACUACUUGAGCACGCGCUCUCUAUCCGGGACGAUAACUGCUCCAUCCGGUUUGUAUCAAGGCACUUCGGAGAAAACUCGUACGCCUUUGGGGUCAAGAAGGGAUCAUGGAUAAAGCAACGCGUAGACGGACUUUUGCUGAACUACGUUGAGAUGGGAUACAUUGAAGACCUCAAGUGGAAAUACAUGGGCCAUAACCGCCAGUGUACGGGAACAUUUCCCAUCGAAUCUGACGAUUCUGACAACUGGAGGUUUGGGUUCUCCCACACGAAGGGCCUGUUCGUCAUGUUGCUAGGUACCAUAGGUCUGGCGCUCGUGUUGUUUGCGUUCGAGCACCUUGUGUAUUUCGUGCUCGUGCCCAGGCUGCGAGGUCUUCCACCAAGCAGCUGUUGGAGGAGUCGGAACUUGGAAUACUUCAGCCAGCGGCUGUACCGGGCGUUGAACAGCGAAAAGGUCAGGCCACCUGUCCGCGUUUUGAUGUCGAAGGCAGAGAGUACAGCCAAUCUGUCGCGCCCCGGGACACGCAGUGACGUUAUGGAACUCGGCGUAAGACAUUGGUACAAGUGUCAGAGCUUCAUCAACAGUGACAACAUUUUCACCAUAUCCGACCAUAUCGGAUAUGAAAGGUCCGUUAUUGACGAACACCAUCACCAUGUCUGCUACCGAUACACACGAUCGACUGCGGAAAUUCAACGCCGAAAACUCUCAUCACGCGAAAAUUCGCGAGAUUUUGUGUUCGACAAUCCUGUUUUUGAACAAGACGACACUGACGGGGAUGCUGAUUCAAAUUUGUCAAAUGAGGACUCAUUUAGCUCUUUUAAUCCCGCACCAAACAGUAGUCGGGUUCAAAUUGAAAAUAUGUCUUUGACAUUAGGGACCGAAGAAUAUAAGUCUAUCAAACGCGGAAAAACUGCUUCUAUCUCUGAAUGUCAUGUUACGUUUAGUCCGCAUAUAAAGCGAUAUGAAACUUGGCCAUCCCCACAGAGACGAAGGCGAAGUCUGAAACGAACUUCGGUAAACAAUGUGCGAUCUGUUCCGCCUGGUAACAAUUUAACGAACUUCAGGCAACGAAGUAUUUCCUCAAAGCACAUGCUUGUGAAUGAAAUCGAAACCAAUCGAUGUAGAAGAUGCUCAUCCCGACCAGCCGACAGUCCUUCUAAAAGACAAUCAUUUUCACGUUUUGAACUGAAAGACAAUCGUAUAAAAUCAAGCUUACGUUAUCACACAAUGGCGUCUAUUGAGCGUCGCCCUUCCCACAGACUCGAUGCUAGUGCUUUCGAAACACUCUCCAAAGAAGAUCUCUUGGUCUUAUGGAAAAGGUCAGAAAUCGAGUUGCAGACAAAACUGAACCGAAUUUUACAUCAUAACAAUCACCUGCGCAACAUCGUGGAGCUCAUAGAGGAACAACAUCUCGCGCAACGCUCGAGGCGGAGUGAAAUUGCAGACGACUUGCCUUCGGUAGAUGAAAUUGUAACUACCAGGCUUUAA